GCAGUAACUACAAGAGGUCCACCGGUCUGUUCUGUCAAAAUGACCUUAUCUACAGAAGUGGAGCCUUUGACUCCACCGGCCCACAUUACCAGCAUGUAUAUUCCUCCCAAAGACAUGGACUACGGCGACAGCCUCGAACAGAUGAAUGGAGGUAUUUUCAAGUCGGUGGAACCUCAAAGAAGGUCCACUGGCAGGCUGAUUAUGCAUAGCAUGGCUAUGUUUGGGAGAGAGUUCUGCUAUGCGGUAGAGGCUGCAUUUGUGACUCCUGUGUUACUUAGCGUGGGCUUGCCCAAAAGCUUGUAUAGUCUUGUUUGGCUUAUUAGCCCCAUCUUGGGUUUCGUUCUCCAGCCAGUGGUAGGAUCUGCCAGUGAUCACUGUCGGUCUCGCUGGGGGAGGCGUAGGCCAUAUAUCCUUGCUUUGGGGAUCCUGAUGGUGUUGGGCAUGACGCUCUACCUCAAUGGAGACACCGCAGUUACUGCAAUCUUUAAAAAUACACCCGAGAAAAAAACAUGGGCGAUCGUUAUUACAAUGCUGGGAGUGGUGGCGUUUGAUUUUGCUGCAGACUUCAUCGACGGGCCGAUUAAAGCGUAUUUAUUUGAUGUGUGUUCGCAUCAGGACAAGGAGAGGGGGCUCCAUUAUCACGCUCUCUUCACGGGUCUAGGAGGAGCGUUGGGUUACCUCACAGGUGCUAUCGACUGGGGAUCCACAAUACUAGCAAAACUCAUGGGUUCAGAAUUCCAGGUCAUGUUCUUCUUCGCGUCGUCUAUUUUCCUCCUCCUCCUCGUGGUCCAUUUGUUCAGUAUUCCUGAAAUUCCCUUGGAGGAUAAUCAAGUGGAAACACAUCUCUUGCUAAAACACGACCAACUAAAACUAUAUGGCUCAACGGAUACAGCCCAAAAUGGCCACUUGAAAACGAAAGAAAAGGAAGCAUCAUCUGAAGGAUAUGACAUGGCAGAGGACGCAGAAGUACAGGUGCAGAAACGAAUGACUCUUAAAUCAUUGGUACAUGCUCUAUUAACUAUGCCAUCUCAUUACCGCUACCUGUGUGUCAGUCACCUGAUCGGAUGGACAGCUUUCUUAUGCAACAUGUUGUUCUUCACAGACUUCAUGGGGCAGAUUGUUUACCAUGGAAACCCAUAUGCACCACAUAACUCCCAGGCGUACCUGAUCUAUGAGAGGGGAGUGGAAAUUGGAUGCUGGGGCAUGUGUAUUAAUGCAAUCUCUUCUUCUCUGUAUUCAUACCUCCAGAAGGCGCUUUUGCCGUACAUUGGAUUGAAAGGUCUAUAUUUUGUGGGGUACCUCCUGUUUGGAUUGGGGACGGGAUUUAUUGGCUUAUUUCCCUACGUUUACUCCACGCUGGUUUUGUGCUCGCUUUUCGGAGUGAUGUCAAGCACGUUGUACACUGUUCCUUUUAAUCUGAUAGCGGAGUAUCACAGAGAAGAGGAGUUUCAUGCAGAGCUGCAUGGGAAGAAGUCCAGGGACAGCCGAGGGAAAGGAAUAGACUGUGCUGCCCUGACCAGCAUGGUCCAGCUGGCUCAGAUUAUUGUGGGAGUUGGCCUUGGACUACUUGUCAGUGUUGCUGGAAGUGUUGUUGUGGUGGUCAUCUCUGCAUCGGCUGUGUCAUUGAUUGGUUGCUGUUUUGUUGCUCUAUUUGUCCGAUACGUGCAUUAAAAAAAAAAAAAUAA
Messenger RNA from Spea bombifrons (plains spadefoot toad), 1685 nucleotides. RefSeq names its product solute carrier family 45 member 2 (gene SLC45A2). Gene Ontology annotation, cellular component: membrane. The transcript has 7 exons. The coding region runs from base 40 to 1671 and encodes 543 amino acids. Gene Ontology annotation, molecular function: sucrose:proton symporter activity. Lineage: Eukaryota; Metazoa; Chordata; Amphibia; Anura; Pelobatidae. The record is from RefSeq and is a predicted model, not a curated record.